Rhododendron vialii is the source of this 826-nucleotide messenger RNA. Its product is annotated as abscisic stress-ripening protein 1-like. NCBI's taxonomy places the organism in Eukaryota, Viridiplantae, Streptophyta, Magnoliopsida, Ericales, Ericaceae. The record is from RefSeq and is a predicted model, not a curated record. The transcript is spliced from 2 exons. Bases 104 to 490 code for a protein of 128 amino acids.
ACCCACUAGCCUACAACCUUAACAAACACCCCCCACUAUUACAUUCACGCCCUCUAUCAUUCAACUUACUUCACUUUUAUUUCUCCAAAUCACCACCACUGCAAUGGAACAAGAGAAGCCCCACCACCACAGCUUCCACCACCACAAGGACGACGAAAAGCCCGUCGAUGCCGUUGCCUGUACCGAGACUAGCAAGAGCACAACCGUCGUGGCGGUUGAGGAGCCAACACAUGAUCAUGAGAGGAAGAGGAAAGAGUCCAAGUCCCAUGAGCACCUCGGUGAGCUUGGUGCUGCUGCUGCUGGCACUUUUGCCUUGUAUGAGAAGCACGAGGCAAAAAAAGACCCAGAGCACGCCCACAAGCACAAGCUAGAAGAAGAAAUUGCGGCUGCAGCUGCAGUUGGUGCUGGAGGGUUCACGAUCCAUGAGCACCAUGAGAAGAAAGAAGCAGAGAAAGAAGAGGAAGAGGCCAAGGGAAAGAAGCACCCGUAAUCUUUUUAUCUCAGUUCUGACUGAUCGUCUUUAACUAGUCGGGCCAAGCGAGCAACUACCCUAAAUAAGUACUUGUGUGUUGUUGGUGUGUGUUUGUUUGUUUUAACUUCUGAAUCUUCAAUCCGUUUCCCACGACCUACUGAAAGAGGUGCUUUCUGGUUCUCUUCUCAUGUGAUGGCCGGGGAACCAUGUUGUUUGUUAACCAAAAUACUGUGUGAGAUGCCAAACUUUUGGUAUUGUUUUCUCUUGUAUUUUGCCUAGCCAGCUUUUUGUGCUAGUCGUCUCCCUUGCAUUUAUAUCUUUCGUGGAUUAAUACAAGAUUUCUUUUGCCGAUAA